AGAUCGGAGAACGGUAACCGAACGGGUAACGGUAACGGGAAUAUCUAGGAAUUCUCACUACUCAGAGAGAGUGCUAAGCUAACGGUAAACAGCAGGCAGCGCGACCUGCUGCCGCUCUCUCCCGACAGUGGAUACGUUGUUUUUUUUCCAGUUCUCUUUUUAUCCGCAAAUUCCGACAGUGUGGGAGUGGAGUGUGUGCAGUGAGUGUGUAGUGUAGCCAAACAGACGCCAGAGGGCGCUACCCUGACCAGUAACGGUACUACUGAGAGCGAGCGAGAAAAGAGAGAGAGAGAAGGAGAGAGUGCAAAUACUUGCGUGUCAUGUGUGAAAUUCCGAUUCCUGAUUAGUGUUUCGGGCGAUGGUCGAUAGUCGUGCGUGAGUGAGUGUUAGCAAGUAAGAGCAAAAUAGAGAGAGAGAGAGAGUGCGAGAGUGCAACGGAGUAUUUAGAAGCUUCUCCAACGAUCGAUCGAACGGACGGGACCGGAAUUCCUACAAUUUGCGUUUUCUCAAUGUCAAACCGAGCGGCGUUCGAGCGUUUUCUGCCAUAAAUCAGCCGCCGAUUAAUCGCUUGGUAGCUCCUCCGUGUGUCUGUGUGUGCUGUGUGUUAUCGAUGACAAAAUGGUAAUCGGCGAGAGGAUUGCGGCAAAGGAUUCGGUGGGGGCGUAAACAAUCCGAUCGCAACCGCCGGACGACGCUGUGGCCCCCACGCAUGCAGCCAGUGGCGCCGCGGGGGCCCGCUGCACAUUGUGGUGCACAUCGGUGGUGCGGUGGUGCACUGUGCUUUGCCUGCUCUCCACACUAACGCUUCUCCAGCCAACAGCAGAAGCAGCAGCUUCAGCCCCAGCCCAAGCCCUCGCGGUGCCAAUGCAGCAGAGGCGGCACGGCCACGUGCAGCAGCAGCAGCAGCAGCAGCAGAGUGUUGCAUACUUGUGGGCGUCCAGAGUGCAACAACAUCCUCCUCCCCAGCAGUGGAGAGGGGAGCAGCAGCUGCAGCAGCAGAAGGAGGAGAGCGGCAACAAGUGUCUGACAUGCCCCCCUUCGACAGGGCAUUCGAUAUUGAAGAAUCCGUUUCCGUAUCCAUUCGAACCGAAUGCUGGAAGAGGCGCCGCCGAAAGUGUUGUAAAUAGUAGUGUUGGAGAACGAGUGUUGGAGAACGUUCAAGUUUUUUACAGUGUAAAUAGUGCAAAUAAUAAUACGCGUAAGUUAAAUUUAAUUCUGGGCAAACUCUUGCCCCAAACGAAGGAGAAGAAGCAGAAGGAGCAGCCGCGGCAGGAGGAGGUGGAACAUCUUGUUGUUGGCACAAAUUUGCAAAAUAAAUUACCAGCAUCGAGUGCGGAUUGCCACUUAAGUCCCCAUACGCGUACUCGCACUCGUACUCGUACUCGUAGUUGUUGUCGUAGUCGUUGCCGUUGCCGUGCCCCUUGUGCCCCCUGUGCCACAGCCAUAGUCCAUUCUCCUCCCUUGGCCUGUUCCUGGCAUCAUCAUCAUCAUCAUCUGAAGCAGCAGCAGCAGCAACAACAGCAUCUGCAUCUGCAUCAUCGUUGUCGUUGUCGUUGCCGUUGUUGUCUCUGUCGCUGGUGCCGUUGUCGUCGCGACGCGUUGCACUCGACUGGCGGUGGUGUCGCCUCCGCGUCUGCAUCCCGCGUAUCGCCCGCGUCGUCUAUGCUCUUGCCAUAUCAAAUUAAUCAACGUGCUACAUUGUUGCAGCAGCAACAGCAACAGCAACAGCAACAGAAAGCAGCAUCAUCAACAACAUUGCCAUCACAUGUGCCCGGGCCCGGGGCAGCAACAACUCCUCUGCAGCAGCAGCAUCACCAUCAGCAUCGUAUUUUUAAACGUGAUACAAUCCAAACAGCGACCACUGCAUCACCUUUGACACCGCAGAAAGAGCAACACCAUCGGCAACAACUGCAACGUCUGCUUGCAACUGCAGCCUCCAGCACAACCACCGCUGCCACAUCUCGGCUCGAAUUCAUACUUUACACAGAAGUUUACGAAGAGGACUCGAUCGCCAUUGCCCCAGGCAAUUCCGAGUCAGAUUCAAUUCUGAUUCAAUUUCAAUUCAAAGUCGAAGCAGGAGGGGGAGCAGCAGCAGCUGUUGGACAGCGAUACCUUUUGGCAGAAAUACGGUGA
Messenger RNA from Drosophila subobscura, 2133 nucleotides. Its product is annotated as ecdysone-induced protein 78C. NCBI's taxonomy places the organism in Eukaryota, Metazoa, Arthropoda, Insecta, Diptera, Drosophilidae. The transcript is spliced from 2 exons. The record is from RefSeq and is a predicted model, not a curated record. Bases 865 to 2133 code for a protein of 422 amino acids.